This is a messenger RNA of Coccomyxa subellipsoidea C-169, 399 nucleotides long. RefSeq lists its product as hypothetical. Lineage: Eukaryota; Viridiplantae; Chlorophyta; Trebouxiophyceae; Coccomyxaceae. The record is from RefSeq and is a predicted model, not a curated record. The coding region runs from base 1 to 399 and encodes 132 amino acids. The transcript has 2 exons.
AUGAUUGCGCCAGUGGGAAAGCUCACCUUUCUGAAGUGCCCAACCUUCUUGGGCUUUGGUGACUACCUCAAGCACACCGUUCAGCUGUACCGCAGCGCAGAUGACACAUGCACACCCACAGAAGGCCGCCUGCUUGUGCCUCAGAUCGACCGCAUUGUGAACCUGAGCCCCAGCUCCGGCAGGCAUGCAACCAUCAUGAUAGGCACCCCUGAAGUGGUGGAGAUCAGGCACAUCAUUUUUACAAACAUGCAGAUGGGAGUCUUUGUGUUUGUGCUGUACUACAUGUGGGGGCGGCUGCCUUGGUGGCAGGCUAUUGCUGUGGCACUGGUCGCAACUCAGUCCUUCGUCGUCAUUCCCUUCUCUGUUGCCAUCUUCAAGGGUGUAAUGGGCUGGGUCUGA